Molecule: messenger RNA, 333 nt
Organism: Helianthus annuus (common sunflower)
Lineage: Eukaryota; Viridiplantae; Streptophyta; Magnoliopsida; Asterales; Asteraceae
Exons: 1
Coding region: 1-333 (110 amino acids)
Source: RefSeq, a predicted model, not a curated record
AUGAGUUUAUCAGAAGAAGAACAAAGGGUUGUAGCAAAUGGUGAUGACACGUCGGAUGGUGGUGGUUCCACCUGCUGUCGGGUUUCAAACCCGACUGAAAAUGCAGUGAGUUUUAAUCUUGAGAAGAAGAUUAAUAGUGAAAAGAAAAGGGGAGUCAAAAAUCAGAUUUCUAUGAGUAUUGGUAAUAAUGGUGCACAUGCACCACACAAGGUUUGUGCCAUGCCAACAUGGCUCGAGACGUGGGAGAGUCAAGACGCGUAUGCAGCUCUGGCUCUUAUUGGUGCUGCUGUCUCGGUUGCGGUCGCCUAUAACUGCUACAGACAAUUGGGUUGA